AUGGCUGCCCAGAUGAUUUAUUUGACAGGUGUUCGAGAAGUUCAAGUAGAUACAACAUGGGAAGAUGAUUUCUACACUGACUUUUGUAUUGCAGUUCGAUACUUGAAUCUCAGAACAGGUCACUGCCCACAUCUCAUAACUUAUUCCGUCGAGCGAGAUAUCGAGAAUUUCUUCGAGAAGACAUCGGCAACUCGCACAGCCUGCGAUGACUAUGCGAGGCAGCAUGUGGAAACGAUGUCUUAUGAGGCCAGGUUAUUCUUAGCAAUACAGUUGUCCUGGAUUAUACUCAGGCAAGAGAGCAGAGCGAAACUUCAACUUCAAAUUGAUGCAUCAAGCUUGCUUGUUGCUACCCAUUUGCCGUUUAGCUGCACCAUUGUUACUAUCUUAGGGUUUCAGAUAACUAGUCAAAAACAGAAAACAGGGGCCUACUUCAAAAACCUCAUUGAGCCGGGCUUUGGGAAAAUCACCCUGGCAUCAGACCCGGUUUCAUCACCGGAUGGGAAACUGGUCGCCUUUGUCGGCAAAACAUGGCGCAAACUGGAAGGUCAGCCCGAGUCCCGCAUCUGCUUGAUAGAGGCGACUGCCGGGGCUGUGUUGCGCAUAGUCGGCGAGGACUCACAGCCCGCGCCUUACCAAAAUAUACAACCCCAAUUCUCCCCCGAUGGGACACAAAUUUCGUUCCUGUCUAACCGGGGGGGAAAGGGUGGAUAUCGAUGUUAUUUGCUUCGCGGACAAAAUUUUGGAGAACUGGCUGAGGUAUCUGAUAUCGAAACCGUCUCUGUCGAGUAUGCAAGAUGGCAUUCAGACAGUGCAAAGUUGCUCCUUGGGAUCGCUGGUCCCAGAGGGAGUGACGAAGAUAUCCCUUCCUGGACACCAGAGAUUCAGGCAGACAGCUGUGAUGGAACUUUGCGUUCGCUGGUGGUGUAUGACAGUGUGAAAGAACAGAACCUUCAUGCUAUCCGGUUUCCCCAAGCUAGCGUGUGGGAAGCUGGAUGGUGCGGACCGAGCCAUGUUGUUGCUGUUGUGUCAGAUGGCUUUAGUGAAUCAGCGUGGUAUUCCUGCCGUGUCUCUGUGCUCGACUUGUUUCGAGGGACUGAACGUAUUAUAUAUAUUCCGCCGUCACCAUGCCAAGCGGGAGGCGUCGUUUCGUCAAAGUCUGGAAAAUACGCUGCUUUUACCCAGGCUUUAAGCAAUACCCGAGGAAAGGUUGUAGGAAUUGUGAUGAUCGUGGAUGUUGACAGUUCCGAAGCAUGGCAAUUGGACGUGGAGGGCGUGGAUGUCACCAAUAUAUCUUGGCUGGACGAAUCUAGACUUUUCUACACCGGAUUGAAAGGUUAA
Histoplasma mississippiense is the source of this 1338-nucleotide messenger RNA. RefSeq lists its product with no specific name. The coding region runs from base 1 to 1338 and encodes 445 amino acids. NCBI's taxonomy places the organism in Eukaryota, Fungi, Ascomycota, Eurotiomycetes, Onygenales, Ajellomycetaceae. The record is from RefSeq and is a predicted model, not a curated record. The transcript has 6 exons.